Molecule: messenger RNA, 1185 nt
Organism: Thyridium curvatum
Lineage: Eukaryota; Fungi; Ascomycota; Sordariomycetes; Thyridiales; Thyridiaceae
Exons: 3
Coding region: 1-1185 (394 amino acids)
Molecular function (GO): O-methyltransferase activity
Source: RefSeq, a predicted model, not a curated record
AUGGCUUCAAAAGACAUCAUCUCGGUGCUCGACGGCGUCAGCCAUGCUUCGUUUAACGACGAGACCGAGCGGCUCCGUGUCCGUGCAGCUGCCCGUCGGUUGCUCGCGCGGGUAGAGUCUCCUUAUGAGAGAGCUUGGGGCUUCUGCUUCGAGCACCCCGUUGUCUCUGCCGCCCUUCAGACCUGCAUCGACCUUGGCCUCUGGAAGGCCUGGACCAGCGAGGGUGGUGCCGAGAAGUCGCUUGAUGAGCUUCUGAAGCUAUGCAAGACUGAGGUUGAGCCGAACUUGCUGCGCCGCUUGUUCCGCCUCAUGGCUGCUUUCAACGUCGUCGAGGAGACGGGCGUAGACAAGUUCAAGCCUACCCCGUUCUCGCUUGCCAUUGGCGACGAGAGCACCAAAGUCCGCGCAUCACUCGAAGCUGCUAAGAACCAAUACAUUCUCUGCGGCCUCAACCUGCCCAAGUACCUCUCCCAGAUCGGGUACAAGGAGCCCACGGCGCCAGAGAACAACAACCACUCGGGCGCCGACCCGGACGGGCUCAACUUCUUCGGCCGCCUGCAGAAGAGCCCCGACUACUACGAGGCCUUCACGGGCCACAUGGAGGCCUGGACGGCGUGGAAGACGCCCUGGACCAAGCUCUACGACCCGAGCAAGCUGCUCGAGGGCGCCAGGCUCGACGAGGGCGCCCCGCUCGUCGUCGACCUCGGCGGCAACACGGGCAUCGACAUCUCGCACGUGCUGGCGGCGAAGCCCGACCUGCCCGCCGGCGCCCUGGUGCUGCAGGACCUGCCCGAGAUCAUCGCGCGGGCCCGCGUGGACCCCAAGAUCACGGCCGUGGCGCACGACUUCUUCCUGCCGCAGCCCGUCAAGGGCGGCCGCGCGUACUUUAUGCACGCCGUGCUGCACGACUGGCCCGACGCCAAGGCCGCGGAGCUGCUGGCCAACACGCGCGACGCCAUGGCCAAGGGCUACUCCAAGCUGUUCGUGUACGACAUCGUGCUGCCGCCGACGGGCGCGAGCAUCAGCCAGACGACCAUGGACGUCAACAUGAUGUCGCUGCUGUCGGCGUCGGAGCGCACCAAGGAGCAGUGGGAGAAGCUGCUGACGGGCGCCGGCUUCAAGAUCGUCAACUACUGGCCUGACCCGCAGGAGUACGAGAUGCUGAUCGAGGCCGAGAUUGCUUGA